GUAACUGGUGUGAGAUGGUAUCUCACUGUGGUUUUGAUUUGCAUUUCUCUGAUGGCCAGUGAUGACGAGCAUUUUUUCAUGUGUCUGUGGGCUGCAUAAAUGUCUUCUUGUUGAUGGGUAUCUUUAAACCCAGCUAAAAUCUUAACCCAUAAAAAGCCCUUGGCUUGCUCCUUUCUUACCAUGCCCUAAGAAUGUGACCUCUGAUGGUAAGAUCAGUAACCUGAAGAACUGAACCGAUACUUUGGGCGUGUUUUUUAAUUUAAUUACAAUUUUUAUCAAAUAUUUGAUUCUUUUUUUUCCUCCCUGGCCAAAUUUAUUUCAGGAAUGUGCUUGUCUGAGACUUCUGAUGGCUGAGGUUUCUUAGGUACAUCUCGUGACUUGAAUGCAGAAUUGGAUGCAAUCUGGAUAGAUUAGGAAAUACCUUCUCUAAGGUACUUAUUAGGUCUGGUUGACUUUGUAGAGCUGAUCCAAGAGCAGGCAAAUUGCUUCCAGCAGACACAGUCCAGAAAAACAGCUCUGUAGCAGGCAUCUCUUAACACCACAGUAUAUUCUGGGUAGCUGCUCUGCAGUAAUGCAGCCCUGUUGUUCUGGGCAGUGUUGUUAUUCCUGCUGCAUAAUUAGCAACUAGUGAGAUCAUAGUCUGGGGAGAUUCUGGCGUUACUGAGGCAAGGGAGGGUUCGUGUCUCAUCACACAUGGCUCCCGCUCUGAUAGCAUUUCUGCUGAGCAGAUUCGUGUCCUUCUGGAACUUAAAUCCAAAGAUGGAGGAAAAAGAUUUGUACCUAGGAAAUGGACUGUCUCAGACUCCUUGGUUGUAUUAAAGCGUGUUGAAAACAACACUGCUUGCCAUAUUGAUAUAACCAGAAUAAAUUGUUACUUCUCUUGCAAUUUGUUUUCCCCUUGCUGAUUUCUUUAUAGAGGGCAAAGAUUGUAAAGCUACGAUGUCCUUGCACAGAGGAUGGUGACAGACCAGAUGAGCCCUAUUUUAUGGAGCAGUAUGAGAUUGGGAAAGAUUCUGGGUUUUGAAGCCAUGCAGAUUCUAAUCUUGUGUACCUUACCAUUUGGUAAAGUUACCAAAUUUGGCCUUUAUAGAAGCCUGGUGAGACACUUGACGCUUGUGAAGAUCUGGGUAAAGGGCUUUCCUGACUGCUAAUGUCCUUCAGAAUUGAGUGCCUGGAGCAGUAUUGCCCAAAGUGUAUCCAAGCAUUAUUUGCACUCCAAAAUACCUUGGAAACAGUAGGUUCCAUAAUCAGGUUUGUAGAAACACUGCAUUCUGUGUUCUCUCAGCCGUCACCAUCCUUAUUAGUAUAUUAAAAGCCUCUAAGAGGUUCCACUAUAGGCAAUUUUUAAAACCCUUUUGACACAGCAGUCCUAUUUCUAUGUAAAAGCUAUUAAUACCAUAAGAUAGGCACUUUGGGAAAUGCCAGGCUAUAUUAUCACUAGGAAAAAUAAGUGGGUCUAGCCGGGUUCGGUGGCACAUGCCUCGUAGUCCCAGCUACUCUGGAGGCUGAGGCAGGAGGAUUGCUUGAGCCUAGGUAUUCAAGACCAGCCUGGGCAACACAGUGAGACAGUCUCUAAAAUAGAUAAACAGUUGGGUCUAGUCUUGGUUUAGGCAAAGCCUAAUUCUGCUUUUUUUUCCUUUUUUUUUUUUUGCCAACCAAACAAGCAGUAGUGAUAAUUGUGUUUUUGAUCUCAAGUUCUUCUCACUGGUCCCUUGGAGAGCUUUCCUAUGUGAUCAGAAGAGCAGCUACUGUGAUUCCUGGGCUAAUGAAGCCUAGACCCCAGCUGGAUUGGAAGCAAAGACCUUCCCUCCACUGGGAAAGAAUCCUAAUGUACCUGGCUAGCUGGUGGUGAGCAGGGGCUUUGGGGCCAACUUGUUGGGCUCCCCAAGGAAACCCCUUUGAAACCAAUGGAUGCAUUCACGGGCUCGGGUCUCAAGAGGAAGUUUGAUGAUGUGGAUGUGGGCUCAUCAGUUUCCAACUCGGAUGAUGAGAUCUCCAGCAGCGAUAGUGCUGACAGCUGCGACAGCCUCAAUCCUCCUACCACUGCCAGCUUCACACCCACAUCCAUCCUGAAGCGGCAGAAGCAGCUGCGGAGGAAGAAUGUACGCUUUGACCAGGUGACUGUAUACUACUUUGCCCGGCGCCAGGGUUUUACCAGUGUGCCCAGCCAGGGUGGUAGCUCACUGGGCAUGGCCCAGCGCCAUAACUCUGUACGGAGCUACACACUCUGUGAGUUUGCCCAAGAACAGGAGGUGAACCAUCGAGAGAUUCUGCGUGAGCACCUGAAAGAAGAGAAACUCCAUGCCAAAAAAAUGAAGCUGACCAAGAAUGGGACAGUGGAGUCGGUGGAGGCCGAUGGCCUGACGCUGGAUGAUGUGUCAGAUGAAGAUAUUGAUGUGGAAAAUGUGGAGGUGGAUGAUUACUUCUUCCUGCAGCCUCUGCCCACCAAACGGCGACGGGCCCUGCUGAGGGCUUCUGGGGUCCACCGCAUUGAUGCUGAAGAGAAGCAAGAACUUCGAGCCAUCCGCCUGUCACGGGAAGAAUGUGGUUGUGACUGCCGACUGUAUUGUGACCCAGAAGCGUGUGCCUGCAGCCAGGCUGGGAUUAAAUGCCAGGUGGAUCGCAUGUCCUUUCCAUGUGGCUGCUCCCGGGAUGGCUGUGGGAACAUGGCAGGGCGCAUUGAAUUUAAUCCAAUCCGGGUUCGGACUCAUUACCUCCACACCAUUAUGAAGCUGGAGCUGGAGAGCAAGCGGCAGGUGAGCCGCCCAGCAGCCCCAGAUGAGGAGCCCUCCCCCACUGCCAGUUGCAGCCUGACAGGAGCACAGGGCUCUGAGACCCAGGACUUCCAGGAGUUCAUUGCUGAGAAUGAGACAGCAGUGAUGCACCUGCAGAGUGCAGAGGAACUGGAGCGGCUCAAGGCAGAAGAAGAUUCCAGCGGCUCUAGUGCCAGCCUGGACUCGAGCAUUGAGAGCCUGGGUGUGUGCAUCCUGGAGGAGCCCCUGGCUGUCCCCGAAGAGCUGUGCCCAGGCCUUACAGCCCCCAUUCUCAUCCAGGCUCAGCUGCCCCCAGGCUCCUCUGUCCUGUGUUUUACCGAGAACUCAGACCACCCAACUGCCUCAGCGGUGAACAGCCCAUCCUACUUGAACAGUGGGCCCCUGGUCUAUUAUCAGGUGGAGCAGAGGCCAGUCUUGGGAGUGAAAGGAGAGCCUGGUACAGAAGAAGGCUCAGCCUCUUUCCCAAAGGAGAAGGAUCUGAAUGUCUUCUCUCUCCCUGUCACCUCACUGGUGGCUUGUAGCUCCACAGACCCAACUGCCCUCUGUAAAUCAGAGGUGGGGAAAACACCCACCCUGGAAGCGCUAUUGCCCGAAGAUUGUAACCCUGAGGAGCCUGAAAAUGAAGACUUCCGCCCUUCCUGGUCCCCCUCAAGCCCCCCCUUCCGCACGGACAAUGAAGAGGGCUGUGGGGUGGUAAAGACCUCCCAGCAGAAUGAGGAUCGGCCCCCUGAAGAUUCUUCCUUAGAACUCCCUCUGGCAGUGUGAUAGGGGCUAGAGGUCCUGCCUCUUACCCAUUCUCUAUUUAUUCCCUUAUUUUAUCUAACACCAUUUCAAAACAAAACUGUAGAAGCAGCUGCUGCUCCCAUGUUAUUUUAUUGGGGUCUUUGGGGAAUGGGUGGGAAAGGAUUGUUUGAGUAUUUUUUAAAAGGGAAACAGUACCAAGGAGACCAGCCCCAGCUUGAUCUGGGGAUCCUGGGGCAGAGAAAGCUGCAUAGUGCUGAACACUCAGCUUUCUGGGCCACUGGAACAAAGAACUAGGAUCUCACAGGAGAAGCUGGGUAACUCAAGCAGCUAGUCUCUCUGUAGGGACCAGAACAUGAGAAUUUGAAGAACAUGGCAAAGCCCCUUCUCUCCCAAGCCCCAGGCAGAGUACAAGCUCAUUUUUCUCGGUGGCUAUUCUGAUACCCCAUUUUGGUGUGUCAUAAUACUUCAAACUAGAAAGUCACCUGGUCGAGUCUCAGGAGGAGGGAGUGGAAGGAUCUCUGCUUCUGUACAAAAUCUCCAGGAUUUACAAAAAUUUAACCUGCCUUCCUUCAAUCCCCUAUUUGGUAAAUAGGUUAAUAUUUGACAUGUUUGGUGUUCUCCGACCUGUUCCCCACACUGGGGAUUCCUGGUCUGUAACUUGAAUUGUUUCUUCCACAUGUUCUUAAGUACUAGAGUUAAACUUGUCUAUAUGUCUUUUUUUCCCUCCAUCCUUUUUCCUUUGGAGAAAAAGAGCUGGAUUGGCUGGGGAUGUGCUAUAAAGAGCCUGAGCCUUCUGUACGUAUCUGAUGCUAGCACUGUCAGGCAGCUUUCGGCUGGGGCUCACCCAUCCCACAGGAGGCCUAUGUGGAGCAUUAACUGUGACCAAAGGAGGCAGCGGGAACAGGCUGCUUGCUAUUUGGAAAGAUGACAUAUUUGUGCUGUGCUUGUUUUUUCACCUAGGUUUUUCCCUUUUUGUGAGAUCUGAGCUUCAGUGGAAUGUAGGAUGUGGCAAUCGUAAGGUCACAACCAGUUUUCGUUCUUUUUUUCCUGUAUCUACCCUCAUGGUUGUUUUCAACAUACCAGGUUAGAGAGUUCUUACACUGUUCAAGUCCAGGAAUUGCAAAUGUUUAUUGGACCCCUCCAUCUUGAUGAUAUAUAAAAAUUGGAAGCCACACCAGUUCUUAAAUGCCACAUGCAAUUCCCAGAUUCCAAAGGAUUCAGGUUCUAAUUAUAACCUUUGAAGCAUAUAGAAUGGAACUCACUCAGUUUGAUUCAGUUCUUACCUCUGUCAGGGGGAAUACAGUUCCUGUUCAUCCUAUGUUCUAAGAUCUCCUCCACUGAACAGCACUGAUUUCCUUUUAUUAGCAAUCUUUGCCUCUGUUCUAAAAUGGAGGCAGUAGGGAGCAAAACUACUCUUCUCAAGCAUCCUUUACACCAUACAUUACUUCUGGUAUGGUUUAUUAACCACACACACAAAAGAGUGAAAAACUAUGUUGGGGGGAUACAAUACUACUUAUCUUCCUCACAAAGCCUUUUCUGUGGGAUAUAAAGGCCCUGGUGUCUUACAGAAACUAUGUAUGUCGCAGAAGCAUUUCACCCCUGAAGUCUCUAAGCUCGAGCCUGAAAGGAUUUGUAUUUAAUACACAUACAUUGUUUAGUUCAUUCUGCCUCUCCUAUUUGUUCCAGUGUUUGCUUGGUUUUAGUUUGGAGGGGAACUUAAGUACAUAAAUCCUUAUCUCUCCCCAUCCCCUAGCCUCACGAAACAGAGUUGAGAGUCUUAAGUACCUGAGAUCUCGAAGCUAUCCAGAACUGAACUAGACUCCCCUACCUUAGACUAGUACCCGCCAACACAGGACUGAAGCUUAAUUGGGAAUUUGGCUUUAUGGAGAAAAGAAUCUUUUUCAAAGUUUGUGUCAGAAGGGGAGGGUGAGGUCUGCACACUGCCUUUGCAGGAAGGCUCUAGGUUAAUCUAGGAAGUAGAUUCCAGCUGCACGAUGAGGAACACAUUAGCUUUUGGGAUCAAACCAGGAAUAUGAAUCUGUAAUUAUUAAGCUCAUUGCCAACCCAUAAGAUAACUGAUGUUUCUGAAAACCUGUAGUUUCUUAAUCUAAGUCCAUCCCCUUCAUUAACUCUACAGUUGUGAUUCACACUGAUCCCAAACUUUUGAGUGCUAAAUAUUAACAUUUAGCAUUAACUGUCUUGUCAAGCAAAAGGCCUUCUCUACAACCUAGUCCAUCUCACUUCUGGUGCUACCUGAGUUGGACAGAAUUCUAGCUCAUGGUUGCUAGGAAAGCUAGGCCUUUGAUCACAGAAGCAGACAGCUUCAGCCCCAGUCUAGGCCUAGAUAAAUGACUCUUCUCACCACAACUCUUACUAUUUUCCAAUUUCCUUUCUCACAUACUGUACACAGGUAGUAUUUUCAAUGUGAAUCCAAAGCUUGUCUGGUUCUCUGAAAAUAAUUUUCUCCCCUUUAGGUUCUUUACAUUGUGAUAAUGCUGUAUUUAAAGAGAAUAUUUAAAUGUAAUAUUAAAGAAAUAUUCAAAAGAA
This is a messenger RNA of Piliocolobus tephrosceles (Ugandan red Colobus), 6065 nucleotides long. It is a transcript of the gene CSRNP2, whose product is annotated as cysteine and serine rich nuclear protein 2. The record is from RefSeq and is a predicted model, not a curated record. Gene Ontology annotation, biological process: regulation of transcription by RNA polymerase II. Gene Ontology annotation, molecular function: DNA-binding transcription factor activity, RNA polymerase II-specific; sequence-specific DNA binding. Lineage: Eukaryota; Metazoa; Chordata; Mammalia; Primates; Cercopithecidae. The coding region runs from base 1908 to 3539 and encodes 543 amino acids. Gene Ontology annotation, cellular component: nucleus. The transcript has 5 exons.